Messenger RNA from Loa loa (African eye worm), 189 nucleotides. RefSeq lists its product as hypothetical. The transcript has a single exon. Lineage: Eukaryota; Metazoa; Nematoda; Chromadorea; Rhabditida; Onchocercidae. The record is from RefSeq and is a predicted model, not a curated record. The annotation marks the transcript as partial.
AUGGUAAUUGAAUGGGAAAUAGCUAAGAAAGCAUUUUGUUUACGAAACAUAAAAUGGCAAGAAGUACCAGAGAUGAUAGAAAUUUGUAAUGAAAUAGCUGAGGAAAUGUUUGAAAUUGAUAAAGCACUUCAUGCUAUAUGCUGUUUAGCACGAUUUGAAACAUCAGCAAAUUUUCUGGCAAUGAUUUGG